AUGACCGAGACAGAUAAACGCGACUAUUCCGAAACGCUCAACUUGCCGAAGACCGAUUUCCCGAUGCGGGCGGGCCUUCCCAAGAAGGAACCUGAAAUCCUCGCAAGGUGGGAAAAGCUUGAUAUCUACAACAAAUUGCGCGCGCAGGGUGCGACCCGCGACAAAUUCGUGCUGCAUGACGGCCCCCCCUAUGCCAACGGCAACAUCCACAUCGGGCAUGCACUCAACAAGACGUUGAAGGACAUUGUCACCCGCUCGAUGCAGAUGAUGGGUUUCGAGAGCAAUUAUGUUCCUGGCUGGGAUUGCCACGGCCUGCCGAUCGAAUGGAAAAUCGAGGAACAGUACCGCGCCAAGGGCAAAAACAAGGACGAGGUUCCGAUCAACGAAUUCCGCAAGGAAUGCCGCGAAUUCGCCGAACACUGGAUCGAUGUACAGCGCAAGGAAUUCAAGCGCCUCGGUAUUGAGGGGGACUGGGACAACCCCUAUCUUACCAUGCGCUUUGAGAGCGAGGCGGUCAUCGCCCAGGAGCUGAUGAAAUUCGCCAUGUCCGGGCAGCUUUAUCGCGGCUCCAAGCCGGUCAUGUGGUCGGUUGUCGAAAAGACGGCACUCGCGGAAGCAGAAAUCGAGUAUCAGGAUCACAAGUCCGACAUGAUCUGGGUGAAAUUUCCAGUCGUGACCGCCGGUGGCAGUGAUCAGGCCGCCGUGGAGCAAUUGCUCGAUGCGUCCCUGGUCAUCUGGACAACCACGCCCUGGACCAUUCCCGGAAACCGGGCGAUCUGUUUUUCUUCGCGUAUUGCCUACAGUCUGUUUGAAGUCACGCAGGAUGGCCUGCCGGACGAAAACUGGGUGCAGAAAGGCGAUCUCCUGAUCCUUGCCGAUGCUCUGGCGGCAGACGUCUUCAAGAACGCCCGCAUUUCAGACUUCAAUCGUGUUCGUGCCGUAACCGCAGACGAACUUGAGGCAAUCACCUGUGCACACCCUCUCGCCGACCUCGGCCUCGGCGGCUACGAAUUCGAUGUGCCCGUGCUGGAUGGUGAUCACGUAACCGAUGAUGCAGGUACGGGCUUUGUCCACACUGCCCCCGGCCACGGCUCGGACGAUUUUGAAAUCUGGAUGGAUAAACGCGCCGAACUGGAUGCGCGCGGUAUCAAUACCGCCAUCCCGUUCACGGUUGCCGAUGACGGAUUUUACACCAAGGAUGCUCCGGGCUUUGAAGGUGCCGAGGUCAUCACCCACAAGGGUGAAAAGGGCAAAGCCAACAAGGUGGUCAUCGAAAAGCUGAAGGAAAGCGGAAAUCUGAUCGGCCUUGGCAGACUGAACCACUCCUAUCCGCAUUCCUGGCGCUCGAAGAAACCGGUGAUCUUCCGCAACACCCCGCAGUGGUUCGUCUACAUGGACAAGACCUUGUCCGGUGAAGGAGACACGUUGCGCACGCGCGCUCUCAACGCGAUCGACGAGACCCGCUUCGUGCCGGGAAGCGGUCAGAACCGGUUACGCUCGAUGAUCGAGAACCGUCCGGACUGGGUCCUGUCCCGCCAACGCGCAUGGGGUGUUCCGAUUACCGUGUUCAUCCACAAGGAGACGUCUGACGUUCUGAAGGAUGAGGCAGUCAACGCGCGCAUUUACGAAGCCUUUUGCGAUGAAGGUGCCGAUGCAUGGUACGCGGAAGGUGCCAAGGAGCGUUUCCUCGGGAAUGACUAUCUGGCCGAUGACUGGGACAUGGUCACCGAUAUUCUCGAUGUGUGGUUCGAUUCCGGUUCCACCCAUGCCUUCGUCCUGGAAAAACGGGACGAUCUCAACCCGACCCGCAAGAAGGACGGCGGAAAAGACUAUGUUCUUUAUCUUGAAGGGUCGGACCAGCAUCGCGGCUGGUUCCAUUCCUCGCUGCUGGAGAGUUGCGGCACGCGCGGUACGGCGCCCUAUGACGCUGUCCUGACACACGGCUUCACCAUGGCCGAAGAUGGCCGCAAGAUGUCCAAGUCACUCAACAACCAGGUGUUCCCUCAGGAUAUCAUCAAGCAGUACGGGGCCGACAUCCUGCGUCUUUGGGUGGCGUCGACAGACUAUUGGGAAGACCAGCGUCUCGGCCAGGAAAUCAUCAAGACAAACGUCGACAGCUAUCGCAAGCUGCGCAACACGCUGCGCUGGAUGCUCGGAUCCCUUGCUCAUGCAACCGGCGAAGAGGUCUCGAUCGCCGACAUGCCUGAACUCGAAAGGCUGAUGCUGCAUCGUCUUGCCGAGUUGGACGCCCUGGUUCGUGAAGCCUAUUGGGAGUUCGACUACAAGAAGGUGACCCACCAGCUCUUCACCUUCAUGACCGUCGAAUUGUCCGCCUUCUAUUUCGAUAUCCGCAAGGACACGCUUUAUUGCGAUGCCGAAUCUUCUGCUCGCCGCAAGGCGUCGCUCUUCGUCAUCGACAAGCUGUUCAACUGCCUGGUCACCUGGAUGGCGCCGAUGCUGCCGUUCACAAUGGACGAAACCUGGGUUACCCGUUACGGGGAAGAGACCUCGGUUCAUCUUGAGCAAUUCCCGGUCGUUCCCGCAGAAUGGCGAGAUGAAGAUCUGGCUGCCAAAUGGGCGAAGAUCAGAACGGUUCGCCGCGUGAUCACCGGUGCUCUUGAAAUUGAACGCAGGGAAAAGCGGAUCGGUUCGUCACUGGAGGCACACCCGGUCGUACAUGUGACCGAUCCGGAUCUGAUGGCCGCGCUUGAGGGGCAGAACAUGGCUGAUAUUGCCAUCACCAGCCAGUUGACGUUGUCUUCCGGCGCUGCGCCGAACGGUGCCUUCACACUUGAAGACACAAAGGGCGUAGCGGUUGUGCCGGCUCUGGCAGAAGGCCAGAAAUGCGCUAGAUCCUGGAAGAUCCUGCCUGAAGUCGGGACUGAUCGGGACUAUCCGGAUGUCACAUUGCGCGACGCCGCAGUGAGCAAACUCUGGCUGCUUUAUGGCUUCGAGCUUGGAACGAAUGGCCCUGUAGAGCUAUUCCCGGUGCUGGAAUUCGUGCUGGUCUGGAACCGGGGUGUCUCCUAUGGCCUGUUUCAACAGGACGGCGAUACAGGUCGCUGGCUGCUGGCCGGACUGACGGUUGCCAUAACCAUCGGUCUUUGGAUCUGGUCGGCGCGCUGCCAGACAAAACUGGUCGCCUUCGCACUCGCGCUGGUCAUAGGCGGUGCGAUCGGCAAUGGAAUAGAUCGAAUCGCAUACGGUGCCGUAGUUGAUUUUGUGCAUUUUCACGUUGGCACAUUCUCCUGGUACGUCUUCAACCUCGCAGAUGUGUGGAUCGUUGCAGGCGUCGCCGCUCUCCUGUAUGCGGCCGACGGAACAUCGCAGGCGCCGGAUGUGGCACUGGUGAAUUCCCUCAUGAGCGGGCUCGGCGCUGUCGAUCCGAACGCAAAGCCCAUCGAUUACAAACCCCGCGCUCCGCUUGCCAUGCCUGCCGAACCGGGAAAGCUUCCGGAACCGGAAACCGAAGUUGCCGGAACCGAUGCCCAGAACUGGCCGCAGCAACAGGAAAAUGCUCAAUACCGGGAACUGAAGGAGCUCUACGCAGAUACCGGCGGGCUCAACAAGCAACCCUUGACACCUGAGCAAAUGCGCGGCUUCAAGAUCACGGGUGUGACCGGCCAGACGACACGAGACCUGGAAGCCGAGCGCCGCGACAACGAUAUUGCCGAAGGCGAAGUUCAAACACGCGCGCAGCAGCGCGAAGAGUGGGAAAAGCUUCAGCAACUCAAGGCACAGCAGGCCGGUCUGGAAGAUAAUGGUAUUGCGACACGCCGCUUCCUGACCGAACCGCCAAGCAGCUACAGCACGCCGUCCCCGGACGCGCCGAUGCCGGACAUUGUUGCUGCAGACUCGCUCCUGACGAGCGAUAUCGUCAUAGCACCCAAUCUGGAGAGUUUCACGCUGGAGAACGGCCUCCAGGUCAUCGUGAUACCUGACCGCCGGGCCCCGGUCGCCACGCACAUGAUCUGGUACAAGGUCGGAUCGGCAGAUGAACCAGAGGGGCAGUCAGGCGUGGCACACUUUCUUGAACACCUGAUGUUCAAGGGGACAAAAGCAUACCCUGACGGCGCUUUUUCGAAAAUGAUCGCGGAGCGAGGUGGUCAGGAAAACGCCUUCACGAGCCUGGACUACACGGCCUAUUUCCAGAAGGUCGCAAAAGAACACCUGCCGCUGAUGAUGAAGCUUGAGGCGGACCGCAUGGAGAACCUGGUGCUGACCGAAGAGAUCGUCGCGCCGGAACGUGAUGUCGUGCUUGAAGAACGCAGAAGCCGUGUGGACAGCGAGCCCGGUUCGCGCCUGCGCGAAGCCAUGAACGCCAUCACAUUCGUCAACCAUCCGUAUGGGUCACCCGUGAUCGGCUGGGAGAGCGAAAUCGAAGCCCUGAACAAGGAUGCCGCGAUAGAUUUUUAUGACCGGUUCUACACACCGAACAACGCGGUGGUCGUGAUCGCCGGUGACGUCGACGUUGAAAAGAUCCGGGAACUUGCAAUCGAAACCUAUGGCAAGGUCGCAAGGCGUGCGGAACCCGGCGAACGUGUGAGACCUUUGGAACCACCACUCUCCGGAGAACGCCGGAUUGCGGUUUCUGAUCCAAGGGUCCGCCAGGAAACCAUUUCGCAGACCUGGGUCGUUCCCAGCCAGUCGACGGGACAGGGACGGACGCCGGAGGCGCUCGAUGUCCUGUCGUAUAUUCUGGGAGAAGGCCCUUCGAGCCGGUUGCACAAGGCCCUCGUUCUCGGCCAGGAAGCUGCCAUCGGAGCAGGAGCCUAUUACCAGAGCCGAGCGCUGAAUGACGGCAGGUUCGGAGUUUAUGCCGCCCCUCGCCCGGGUAAGACCCUUGAAGAAAUGGAGCGCCUGAUAGCAGCGGAGCUGCAGAAGGUCAUCGAAACAGGCGUCUCCGAAGAAGAAGUGGCGCGUGCCAAAAACAGCAUGCUUGCAAGCGCGAUCUACGCCCAGGACAGCCAGUCAGGACUCGCCAGGCUGUUCGGUGGUGCACUGGCCACCGGCCAGACGGUGGAAGAUGUCCAAAGCUGGCCGGCACAGAUAAGUGCCGUUACGCCUGCGGAUGUUCUGGAGGCCGCGCGGUCCUACCUGACAAAAAUCCCGGUUUACGGGGAAUUGCGGAUCGAAAGCGGGACAGAACCCGCAGCCGCCCUGACCAAUGCAACAGAAGUCAACGACAAGUCCUGA
Effrenium voratum is the source of this 5196-nucleotide messenger RNA. The record is from the annotation of a GenBank genome assembly. NCBI's taxonomy places the organism in Eukaryota, Dinophyceae, Suessiales, Symbiodiniaceae.